Messenger RNA from Thamnophis sirtalis, 4855 nucleotides. It is a transcript of the gene CHRM5, whose product is annotated as cholinergic receptor muscarinic 5. Lineage: Eukaryota; Metazoa; Chordata; Lepidosauria; Squamata; Natricidae. Gene Ontology annotation, molecular function: G protein-coupled acetylcholine receptor activity; G protein-coupled serotonin receptor activity. The record is from RefSeq and is a predicted model, not a curated record. Gene Ontology annotation, biological process: chemical synaptic transmission; adenylate cyclase-inhibiting G protein-coupled acetylcholine receptor signaling pathway; gastric acid secretion. Gene Ontology annotation, cellular component: plasma membrane; dendrite; synapse.
AGAACAGCAUACUGUUCAACAUUCCUACCAAAUGCAGGCUGGGCAGGUGAAAAGUUAAAGCAGAACUCAAGACCAUUUUUGUUGAACCUACUUUUUGAGAUAACAUACUUCUUCAAUAUACUGGAUUUUUAAAAAAAACAGAAACAAGUUUUCACUAUUGGAAUUCAUAUGCAAAAGCUGAAGGGAUUUACUGGGUGUUCUAGCUUUCAAUUAAUAUUUGAUAAAUGCUGAACACUUGAGUUAACUAGAAUUGAUGUCUUUGCCUCUAUUGUUUGAAAGAUGCAAAGUCCAGUUCUUGUUCUGUUAGCAUCUUAAGAGAAGAGUAAUCUAAGUAUCACUUACAGAGUCAACCCAAAGGAUAUGGAAUAACUGGGAGUAAACUGGAAGCAAGCAGCCACAAGAUGAAGCAGCACCAGCAAAUGAGGCAGCCACACAGACAGUAGAGAAAAAGAAAUUGGAAAGCUAGUGUGCAGAAUGCAUUUCUAAUAGAAAAAGCUUCCUACCUGGGGAGUCAGUCUCAGUAUUUGGAGAGACUGCAUCCACAAAUUAUCGAUCAUCUGCAAGGAUAUCUUCAAAUUACAGAUGAAGUGCCUAGAGCAAAUUAAAAGACGCUGAUGUUAAUCCACCACAAAAAAGAAUGGAAGACAAGUUACCCAGCAACUUGACCAUCACCAAUGGUUCAACUUCUAGCCAAAAAUCACUUGAAGGCCACAAUCUUUGGGAAGUAAUCACCAUCGCUACUGUAACGGCCAUCUUAAGUUUGAUAACCAUUCUGGGAAAUGUUCUGGUAAUGAUAUCAUUCAAAGUCAACAGCCAGCUGAAAACAGUGAACAAUUAUUAUCUACUCAGUCUUGCCUGUGCAGACCUUAUAAUUGGAAUAUUUUCUAUGAAUCUUUAUACAUCAUACAUAUUAAUAGGGCACUGGUCUCUUGGAAUUUUGGCAUGUGAUUUAUGGUUAGCACUCGAUUAUGUAGCUAGUAAUGCUUCAGUAAUGAAUUUGUUAGUUAUCAGUUUUGACCGAUAUUUUUCUAUUACACGUCCUUUAACCUAUAGGGCUAAACGCACACCCAAAAGAGCUGGGAUUAUGAUUGGUUUGGCUUGGCUGAUUUCUUUCAUUCUGUGGGCACCUGUAAUCUUAUGUUGGCAGUACCUUGUAGGGGAGCGAACUGUCCCAGCAGGAGACUGUCAAAUACAAUUUUUGUCUGAGCCUAUUGUUACCUUUGGUACUGCAAUUGCUGCUUUCUAUAUCCCAGUUUCGGUGAUGACUAUUUUAUAUUGCCGCAUUUACAAAGAGACUGAAAAACGAACCAAGGAUUUAGCUGAGCUUCAGGGCUCCAGUUCUGUGACUGAGUUUGAAACAGUGAAGCCUCAGAAAACCCUGCUGAAGUCUUGCUUUAGCUGCAGGCAACAAAAUUUGACCAAAAGAGACCAAUCUCAGGCUUCGUGGUCUUCAUCUAGUAGAAGUACUUCUGCCACAGCAAAAGCAUCUCAGAUUCAAAACACCUGCCAAGAUUGGUCGAGGGCAGAGCAGCUGACCAUUUGCAGCAGCUAUGCCUCAUCUGAAGAGGAGGAAAAAUGCCCACCUGAUCCAGUCUUUCAAGUAGCCUAUAAAACCCCUGUAAAAGGGAAGGUUGAUGAGCAGAAAGAAGAGAAAAAGGAAGCUUUUAUCAACGACCAACAUAAAGAGAAUGACUAUGACACCCAGAAAUAUUUUCUAACCCCAACCAAAAGUCAGGUGCAAAAAAGUAAUAAAUGUGUAGCUUAUAAAUUCCGGUUGGUGGUUAAAGCUAGUGGUGCACCAGAAACUAACAAUGGUUGCCGAAAAGUCAAAAUCACUCCUUGUUCUGCCAGUUUAUCCAAAGACGCUUCCAUCAAAAAUAUGGAUCCUAACCUAAGUAAUCAAAUUACUAAAAGGAAAAGAAUGGUUCUUAUAAAAGAACGUAAAGCAGCGCAGACUCUAAGUGCCAUUCUUCUAGCUUUUAUAAUUACAUGGACACCCUACAACAUAAUGGUAUUGGUUUCCACAUUCUGCUCAGAUUGCAUUCCUCCAACAUUGUGGCAUCUUGGCUAUUGGUUGUGCUACGUAAACAGUACUGUGAACCCAAUUUGUUAUGCCUUGUGUAACAAAACAUUCAGAAAAACCUUUAAGUUGUUGCUCUUCUGUCAAUGGAAGAAGAAAAAAAUGGAAGAAAAAUUAUAUUGGCAGGGUAAUACAAAGCUGCCUUAAAUUAAAAUGAAGUAGCUGAAAAAUAAUGAUCUUGGCCAGAGAGUGUAUAUUAGCUACAGGUCUUUAUUUGUAAAGUUGUUGUUUUGUGUGUUUGGAAGCAAAAGGAGCAACAUUUCUAUGAUUUAUGAUUAUGAAGAAAGCAGUCACAAUGUUGAACAUUUCUCUAAUUGGAACUAUUCAAAGGACCAUUUUGAGUGUUGUUAUCAGGACUUUUGGUCCCACACUUCUGCUUGAUAAUGGCAGAGCACAGGACCUUAAUAAUUGGUGAUUGAACAGAUCCAUAAAUGUAUUUGGUUCACAUUCUUGCUAAGUUAAUAUUAUGCCUUCUUAAAUAUUUUUCCAGGACUUUUUCAAGUUAAAUUAUAGAUCUGCAACCUACUGAAGUUAGCACUGUUCCCCUUGCAAAAUUAUCUACUAAUUGAAUGGAUGCAAAAAGAAUGAAUAUAUCUAUAGCCCAUGAUAAAUGAUUGAAAUUGAUUUUUGGAGGGCAAAAAGGUUCCUGAUGUCAGCUUGAGUUAUGAACAAUGACUGAAUUUGAAUUCAUUCUUCUUUUAAUUGGGGCUAGAUGUGACUUGUAAGGGGAAAGGUUUUUUUAUAAGGCACAUACUGAAACCGAAUGUGAUUAUUUAAAGAUUUAAAGUUGCUGUAGUGAGAUCUACAUAUAAAACUCAGAUUAAACACUAAGAUUUCAUACUUUAUAUGCAUAGUUUUAAAAACAUUUGCAUGAAAUAGUUUUGGGUCAUAUUCCUCUUUGAAUGUUAUAAAUUGUGUAAUCAGACAUGAAUAAUAUUAUAGCAUUUUAAAGAUAGAGAGAGGAAUAUGUAAAACAUCUACCUCUCUUUGUUUAGAUAUUUAGUGGCAAUAUUCACCUUUUUAAUCCCCACAGCAAAAGUAAUUAAAUCCAUUGGGCAACAACUACAACUUGUCAAAGAGUCUAUCCCUUCAGUCUGAGUAAGAAUUAUAAUUUAUAUAAGAAUAUAUAUUUAAUACAUAAUUAUUUCAGCAACAAUGUGAAUCUUAUAAAACAAAGGCAGGUAAUUAGAAUAGUUUCUGAAUAGCAGAGUCUGAACUAAAAUCAGCUAUCAAAAUUAACCAUUUUUUCCAAAAAUGAAGAAUUACAAUGAGCAAGUGAAAAUAUAAGUCCCAUGUCUUUUGGAUCCAGAUUUCCAUAGCUAUUUACCUGGAUUCAGAUCUAAUUCUAUGAAAAUAAAAUAAUUUAAUUAUCUCUUGAAUCUUAUAAAUACAUACAUGGUUUCUCAUUUGAAAAGGUCUCUCUCUCUCCAAUUCAGUGAAACAGUCAAGCUCUUCACAUAAAGUGAUAUAUACAGUAGUAGAUGGAGAAAUGCAUUCUACUUAUGAAUGAGAAUAUGAAGCAUUUAGAAACUCCGUGUAUGUAUGUAAAUGCACAGAAUUCUGACUUGGAAAGUAAUGCUAAAGUCAGUUCAAUUCAGGAAAAUUGUGCUGUAGGAUUAGAAGAAUCUGAAGUUCAUGGAUAUGUGGAUUUUGUAAUUCUCAGUUGACUGUCAAGCUUUACACAUUCAUUGUUUGCUGAACUGCAAUUUAAAUGCAGAUUCAGUUCACAUCCACAUCUAUAGCUUGGUAUGGUUAGUUGUAUAGUUAUAGUAUGAUUGUAAAGUGUAAUUUUGCAUAGUUCUGAGAUAACACAGUAAAGUUUAUAAGAGUUGCAAAACAAUAAGGAUUCUAAUGAGGUCAAAAGCUCUUUCUUAUAGAGCUUAUUCAGUGAUUUUUAACAAGCUUCUCCAUAAGUACUAAUUGAAACAAUAUUUUGGAUAACUUGACUACAUACGAGUUAUUUACAAAAGAGUCCCCCAAUUAUUUUUAUAGUGGGACUAAUCAUAAUUUAAACAAAAUGUAUAAUACUGUGAACAUGUGACUGAUUCUAAGUAUUUCUGUAUUGUGCCAAUUGUUUUUGGAGCUAUGCUGUUUGUUAAAGAAAAUGUGGAUUCCCAUAAAGAACUUUUGAUUAUUAUCUUCAGUCAACAUUGAAGCAUAUCCAUUGUGCUUUGGGGUUUUCUGGCUUUAAAAAAAUACAUGUACGUAUGAUAUGUGUGUGUCUGAUUCAAAUGACAACGCAUUUCUAUGACUCAAGCUAUGUAAUAUUGGCAAAAUGUGUUAAGAUUGUAAAAGUUAUUUGCUUGUUGCAAUUUUAUUGCUAAAAUACCCUUGCCUUCUACUAUUGAGGUUAAAUGGAAAAUUAUUGUCACCUUUAUAAGAAUGUUUUAUAUAUGUUUAUGGUAUGUGUUGAAUAGAUAUAUAAGACUACACAGUGAUGGAUGCCAAAGUAUCAGUUUUCUGUUAAAUAUACGCUCAACCUAUGCUGCUAAAAACUGAAACGUAAAUUGCCAAAAUCUGGGAUACAUGGUAAAUAUCUGGUACCAUAUUAAAAUGGUGUGUGCUUAUUCCUUUUCCAUACAGUAUAUUUGCACAUUUUAGAAGGUGCAAAUUGAGAGAUAUCUAACAAGUGUCAAAAUUGUAACUUUUUGUUUUGAAGAAACAGAAAGACAUAAAUAUAGAAGAUUUCAUGGAAGGAAAACUUGAAUAGAAAAAGAAAUUCAGCAUAGGUGCUGGUAUCUAAAAAAGUAAGUGCUUAGCGCUCAGUCACAAACA